Cyclocybe aegerita is the source of this 852-nucleotide messenger RNA. The record is from the annotation of a GenBank genome assembly. NCBI's taxonomy places the organism in Eukaryota, Fungi, Basidiomycota, Agaricomycetes, Agaricales, Hemipholiotaceae.
AUGUCUUCAAUCCUCUACCCUCUCGCAUCCCUCUCUCAAAUAGAGAAGACACCCUCUAUGGAAGAUGGGCUUCCGCAAGACCUAGAAGAAGACCUUCGGGCGUAUGGGUGUAAACUGAUCCACCAGGCGGGGAUUCUGUUGAAGCAGAAACAGGUCGCUGUGGCUGCUGCGCAGAUACUUUUUCAAAGGUUCUGGUUCGUCACAUCGAUGAAGCAGUUCGGCGUUGGAGACAUUGGGAUGAGCGCCCUCUACCUCGCCUCCAAGCUCGAAGAAUGUCCCAUCCGGAUGCGCGACCUCAUCAACGUGUACGACCUGCUCCUGCAGCGCUCCGCGCACUCGCUGACCUCCAAGCCUGAGGCGGACUUCCACUACCACCCCAUGACGUACUUUGGGUCGACGUUCUACGACCUCAAGGACGCGCUUGUCGUUGCGGAGAUGCAGAUCCUGAAGCGCCUGGGGUUCAACGUGCAUGUGGUACUGCCCUAUGGGACACUUGUGAGUUAUAUGCAAGUCCUGGGGUUGGCGGGGCGGGAGGACGCGUGUGAGAGGGCUUGGGGGUAUCUGAAUGAUGCGCACCAGACACCAGUAUAUGCGCUGUACCAAAUCCCGACUAUUGUCUGUGCAGCGAUCUUCCUUACAGCGAGGCAUCUGCAAGUACCCCUUCCUUCGAAGUCGCCUGUAUGCUGGUGGGAGCUGUUCGAUGCGAACUGGGAAGAAAUCUGGAGUGUGAGCGGCUACAUUAUGCGGCUUUACCGGCAGAGAACGCCAGAGGAGAGGAGGAGAGUGCUGGGCUUAGUAUCGAAGAAGGAUGUGCGGAAGUGGUUGGAGGAGAACCAGGCCAAUCCCGUAUAA